AUGGACAAAGUGAUAUCAAUUGGCACUCAACUACCCAAGGAAAAUGAAUGGGUGCCAAAUUGUGAUGAUGCGUUAAAGCCUAAGAUUGGACAAGUAUUUGAUACAUUAGAAGAAGGUGGAGAAUUUUACAAAAAAUAUGCACAUCAUGUCGGAUUUAGUGUGCGUUCAUCAUCAGAAACUAAAGACAAAAACGGCGUGAAGCGUUGGAAGUACUUUGUUUGCUCAAAACAAGGUUAUUUGCCAAUGAAGACAAAUGAGAUAGAGCAGAGUAAAUCUAGUAUCAAAGCUAGAAGAAGGAGUCUUACUAGAGAAGGAUGCAAUGCAAAUGUUGUUUUCAAAUGA
This is a messenger RNA of Lathyrus sativus (Indian pea), 342 nucleotides long. NCBI's taxonomy places the organism in Eukaryota, Viridiplantae, Streptophyta, Magnoliopsida, Fabales, Fabaceae. The record is from the annotation of a GenBank genome assembly.